Messenger RNA from Micromonas pusilla CCMP1545, 1709 nucleotides. RefSeq lists its product as uncharacterized. Gene Ontology annotation, biological process: regulation of DNA-templated transcription. NCBI's taxonomy places the organism in Eukaryota, Viridiplantae, Chlorophyta, Mamiellophyceae, Mamiellales, Mamiellaceae. The transcript has 2 exons. Gene Ontology annotation, molecular function: sequence-specific DNA binding; zinc ion binding. Bases 380 to 1267 code for a protein of 295 amino acids. The record is from RefSeq and is a predicted model, not a curated record.
CGCCGCACGACUUCGUAUCGUGCGACGACGCGACGGUUAACUCUUGAGAAGACUCUCAAGCUUUCACACAGCCCACGCGCAGACGCGGCGCGCGCGUCCGCCGGUGUGCUCCGCGCGCGAAUCCGCGACGGAGGGACAUCGGGGAAACAAAUCCGCGUGAAAUCGCCCGCGCGCCCGAACGCGCGUUCGAGCCCGCGCGCGCGCCUCGCAUCGAGCGCGUCACGCACGCACGCGCGUGAGAAACACGCGAACGAGCGCGAGUCGCCGUUCCGUCCGGUUUUCGCGUCGUCGACACCGUCGGAACGCGUUCGAUUCCGCGCGCGAAGUCGAGGGAAUACCCCAUCAUCGUAGCGCCAUCGGAGCCGUCGAUUUGAGCGAGAUGGCGAGCGCGAACAACGCCGCGGAAACCGCGCCGCAGCCCAGCCAAGCCCCGAGCGCGCACCACGCGCCGCACGCGGUCGCGCACCCCGGCCUCGUCCUCCCGCAGCAAGCCAUGAACGCGGCGGCGAAGCUCGCGCGGUACGGCGAGCACGCGCGCCCGCCGUCGAACCACCAGGUGCCGUCGCUCGUGGAGGUGCAGAUGCUUCUCAACCGCGGCCGCGCGAUGCUCGGCGUGCCGCCUCUGCCGAUGACGAAGGUGCCGUCGCUGAAGGAGCUCAACGCGCGCGUCGCGUCGCCGGUCGCGCUGCCGUUCGUCGCGAUCGCACAGCAGCAGUACGAGCAGCAACAGCAGCAGCAGCAGCACGCGAACGACGCGAGUGCGGCGGCGGCGAACCCCCCGCCCGACCCGAGCGGCGACGGCGACCUCGCGCCGUGCGCCGGGAAGGUGUGCUUCAACUGCCGGACGCAAAAGACGCCGCUGUGGAGGAACGGCCCGGACGGACCGAAGACGCUGUGCAACGCGUGCGGGGUGCGGUUCAAGCUCGGGAAGCUCCCGCCCCCUGGCGGGUUCCCGCCCGGGCAUGUCAUCCCGAAGCCGCCGCCGCGGAAGCGACCGGCGGGUAAACUCGUCGACGCGGAGGGGAAAGUCAAAAAGCAACGCGUCGGCGGCGACGAGGCUAAUCCCAACUUGACCGGCGCGAGGAAAAAGAAGCGAACGAUCAGGUUACACAACCCCAACGCGAACGGGUUCCAUCACAACGACGAGAACCACGGCGCGCGGUUUACGGCGCACGGGAAGUUGCACGCGGCGAGAAGCGCCGAGGCGAUGACGGAGUACGACGGCGCCGUCUUGCUCAUGGUGCUGGCGGGGCUGUAUAACCAAUGAGGACGCGCCCGGUCUGGUCGGUCUUUUCGUCACGUGCCGGGCGCGAUUUACCCCUCAUUUACGUGUUGUAUUCUUUCCCUGCUGCUGUACUGUACCACUGUAACCUGCCGCCGCCGCCCCGCGGGCCGGGGAGGCGAAAAAUUUGUUGUAUCUUUGAACGAACGACGGCGACGCCGCGUGCGAGGAGCCGAGCGGCGCCCCGGGAGAGCCGGGGCGCCCUCGGCGGCGCGAGCGACGCGUGUAUACUGACGAUUGUUUCUAUAUUAGUCAACGUGCGGUCGAGCCCUGCGAAGGGAGGCUCCCGCCCUGGACGUCGGUGUGUAUAAUAUCCGCGAGAUCACGACGCCGCGACAACUGUAUGAUGAACUAGCCACUCGCGUCGAAGACGCCUUAGCGAACGGAGGGGACUGUAAACUGAUAUACAAAACGCCCCAUCUAAUAA